GGGUUUGUUGCUGUGUGGUGUGUACGACGGACGCCGACGGAAAUUGUGAAGUCGUGUGCGUGCGUGAGUUAAUUAAAACAUGACUUUGAAACGUAUUUAUGCUGCCUCGAAUUUGCAAUUAGAUGCUCAAAACAUAAAUUAGUAUGUCGGGGAUCACUCUGGCCGGUGGACCACCCGGUGGCUCCUUCGAUAUGGGCGACAGUUCAGGUCGGGCCCUCAAGUUGCAGACGGACGUGCCCCAUUUGGUCAGUAUGGGCGGCGACAGGCUCAGCACUUCGGUGACGCUGCACCAUAUUCCGCCAGGUCGCGUGACCUUGGGUUGUGGAUCGGGCGUUGACAUUCCCGUUCAGGGUACAGGAGUCUUACCUCUCCACUGUCACAUCGAAAAUAGCGAGGGAGUCGUGACCAUCUACCCCUUGUCCGAAAACCUGUCCAUCGACGGGGUUAAAGUGACCGGCCCUACCAGAUUAUCGCAAGGUGUCAUGCUUACCAUCGGACGUUCGAAUUACAUGCGCUUUAACCACCCGGUAGAAGCGAAACUAAUGAAAUCGGUGCUUCCAAACCCUCGAAUUUCUAUGGCUCCCAUCACUUUCGAACCAGCCGACGUGCCUUAUCAACCCAAGUUCAAUAAAAAACCGCCUACGGCGCCCCGAAAGAGCCCCCGAGAAUCCCUAUCGGAUAGCGGAAGCGACGAUGCCCCGUCCAGUAUUAUGACCAAAGUGUCGAAAUUCGAAUAUUUGGCCGCUCAAAACUUGAAAAAGGCGUAUUCGCCGAAAGUCUUCUCGUCCAAUGUACCAACCGUCAAUAUGCCCGUCAAAGACGUUCUCGGAAAGGACCUGAACAGUCUCAAGAAAAAUUUGCCUCAGAGUGCCUUAAAUUACGCGGAUCUCAACUAUAACGACAAGGAACAAAACAAAAAUCCAGGUCAGCCGAUUUUUGCGAGGCGUCAGCCUCAGUACGUCAACGUGGAACUGAGUGAAACGAAAACGAUAAACAACAGGGUGAUGAUAUACGAAAACGGGUGCGUACCGAAGAAGAAUCCGAACGUCAGUUUCGACCACAACGACUUAAGCGGCAGGCCCGCCAAAAACGUGAACGUCUUCAACAAAAUCAACGUCCCGUCGCCCAGUUUCAAUCGAAACCCCAGUCAGUAUAAUCGGAGCGUCACGCCGAGCCCCGCGUCGAACAACAUUCACUUCGAGCAUCGGAGAAGCGGAUCUGUGGGCGAAUUAUCCGAUUACCCUCAGGAAGAAUUUACCGAUUUGGAGUACAGGAAACGUGAAGCGGAACUUAGAAGGAACCAGGCCCAGAAAGACCGUAUCAGCGAGCAGAGGAUCGAAAAGGCGGAGCAGCAGAGGCUGGAAGAAAUUUUGAACAUGUGCGCCGAAUAUGAGAAACAGUCUCACGCCCAAUCCGAGAAGACCAAACCCGUUACCCCAAACAGGAUCAUAACGAACGGCUCGUUGCCUAGAGACAAGCGACACCUCGGGCCACCUUCUCCGUCGUAUAGUACACCUCCUUCGUCUCCCUUGGAACUGCUGCAUAGCGAAUUGUUGAAACACAGUAACCACAAUUAUGAAAACCCACAUAAAACGAUACACAAGGAGAGCGUCCAAGUACAAACUGAACCCAAAACCGGACAGUUUAAGCACUCUAAUUCCGUUAGCCCUUACGAGAACAUUUCCAUACCCCAGGGGAAUUCUGGCUCGUUUCCGUCAUCGCCGAGGACGAGGAUCAAAACUUUCGUCACCGCGAAUAAUGGCGGCGGCUUCAAGGACGCGUCCAACAGUAUCGUCGAAAGUAAGUUCGCCGUGCUGGAAACCGAGAAGAAACUGCUGCGCGAAGCUGAGAUUGUGCUCCGUCAGAAUCUUCACAAUUUCAAGGAAGUGAUGCCAGAGAAUCUGGACCUGGUCGAGUUGGAACCACGCAAAACUUCCCCCACGAAAUUUAUAUUCCCUCUGGACGAUAUCGAUCCGUAUUUCGACGGUCGGAAAGAUGGCGCUCGCGACAGCAAUUCUGCUAAGGAGUACAACUUGCUCGAUGCUGGCAAUAGUGUAGAGGAGAGGGAAAAGUUUGGUCAGCUCAAGAAGGAGAAGAAAGAAAUUUUGGCCGUCAUCUCGAGAAUUAAGAGACAAAUGGCGGAAAUCGAGAUUCAAGAGGAAGAACUCCGCAGGGAGCUGGAAUUGGAAAAGGCGCUCAUAAACGGCGAGUACAAGUCCAAGCAGCUCGAGCUUCAGAAAAUCGACACGAAAAAGCAAAAACUCACGAAACGCGCGCAGAGGAUCGAGGAGAGCAUGCGAGAUUGCCAGAUGAAGCAGGACGAAGAUCAGAAGGAGUGCAAGAAGAAGCUGCAGGUCGCGCAGGAGAACAUGAACAGGGUCGAGGACAAGCUGAAAGAGUGCCGGAAAGGCACCAAAGCGUACGACGACGCGUUCGAGGAGUACCUCCAGGCGCAGGAGCAGCUCGACAACGAGAGGAAAACGUUCGAGGACCUGGAAUUUCACCAUUUGGAGGAGGAGGCCGAUUGGUUGGCGACCCGCGAAGAGCUGCAACGCGAAAUCGUCGACCUAUCCAACCGGAUGGAUGACGUCCGUUCCCAUUUGCAAGACUUGGACGAUCAGAGACGCGAAACGUCGAAUACGAACUACAAGGAGUACAAGGCUAUCGAAAAACAGAAGAUGGAGUGCAUGGUGCGGUUGGAGGAGAUCAGGAACCGGCUCAAGUUUAUCGACGGCGAGCUGCUCGCCUUUUCCAACCACGAGAGCGACAAGGACUUGUCGAGCGGCAGCGACAGCGACCUUUCCGGGAUUUCGUCUCCUAAAAUGAGCGGCCUCAGUUGUUCUCUGAUCGUAGGCGAUCAGGGCAAGGCGGGGGGCGGCACGCAAAACGACUUCAACAUGAUGUCGCAGUCGUUCAACGAGAAGCUGUUCGAGGAGAAGACGAUUCUGGAGUGCGCCGCUAAAAAAUUCCCGAGUCAGGACGAUAUCGACCGAAUAAGCAAAGUGACGUCAGACGCGCCGAUCAUCGAGGGUAGACAAUCUCUGGGGAAGAAAACGAUCGAGUCGCUGAAAGAAAUCGAACGGAUUCGACAUUUGCAUUUGUGCGAACAAGGAUCGCAGGUAAUCGAGCAGGAAAGGCAGCGGGUUUUGGCGCUGAAACAGCGCGUUCAGGAAGAGGUGAAAUCGAAAUGGGCCGAACAGCAGGAACGGGAUCGUUCUUCUUCGAUUUCUUCCGAAUCCAACAGGACUCCGAACAGUAGGCCAGAUUCAUCGGAAGACAAGUCGGACAUGCAGCAAUCAAACGACGAAGAAAUAAAUGUGUCGAAAAAUGAAGACAACAGCUCACCGCGACCCCUGUCGGAAGUGAGCGAAAUGAGCUUGGAGGUGGGCGGCGGCACGUUGAACAGGAAACGAACGAAACCAGCGGGCGAUAAACAGCGCCCUCUGACGCGGUACCUUCCUAUCAGAGGUUCCGAUCUUGACCUUAGGCAGCACAUAGAAUCAGCCGGCCAUCAGGUGGUGCUGUGUCCCCACGUCACCAUCACCUCCACCAGCUGCAGGGGGUUCCUGCACAAAAAGGGCUCGAAACUGAACGGCUGGUCCCGCAGGUGGUUCGUUUUCGACCGCAGCAAGCACACGCUCACGUAUUACUCAGACAAAAGCGAGAAGAAAACCAGGGGCGGCGCCUACUUUCAGGCAAUAGAAGAGGUCUACUUGGACCACUUGAACAGCAUCAAGUCUCCGAAUCCGCAGUUGACGUUCGUCGUCAAGACCCACGAGAGGUUCUAUUAUCUGAUGGCCCCGUCUCCGGAGUCCAUGAGGAUAUGGGUGGACGUAAUUUUCACAGGGGCGGAGGGCUACAGGGAGUUCGAUCACGGCACCUGAAGCACGCGAAGCGGCGACGGGGUAUUUCUUUUAGUACCGGAUCGAACGUUGUGAUAUCCGAAACCGGAUCAGUUUGGUUUCGAUCGUAUCGUUACCAUAGAGGAGCCCGGACUAUUUUUUGUAAUUUUACGGCAACCGUGUGCCUUAUCGAAUGUGUAGAGAGAUGAGGAUGCAGCUUUGGCGAUUAGAUAGUGAUGAAUUUUAUGUAUAUUUUUAUAAGGCUAUACCGGAUAUAUACACCACGCUUUUAUCGAAUUAUAAAACUUACACGAAUAAAUAAUAUUUUG
Molecule: messenger RNA, 4171 nt
Organism: Cylas formicarius (sweet potato weevil)
Lineage: Eukaryota; Metazoa; Arthropoda; Insecta; Coleoptera; Brentidae
Product: pleckstrin homology-like domain family B member 1
Exons: 16
Coding region: 144-3884 (1246 amino acids)
Molecular function (GO): protein binding
Source: RefSeq, a predicted model, not a curated record